This is a messenger RNA of Poecilia latipinna (sailfin molly), 3103 nucleotides long. RefSeq names its product pleckstrin homology domain-containing family S member 1. The coding region runs from base 170 to 1519 and encodes 449 amino acids. The transcript is spliced from 18 exons. Lineage: Eukaryota; Metazoa; Chordata; Actinopteri; Cyprinodontiformes; Poeciliidae. The record is from RefSeq and is a predicted model, not a curated record.
AGGUAGAGUCUGAAACAAGUCGGCGGCGGAAAACCAGAAACACCAGUUCUGAGGUUGAUGCUGUCACUGGUUGUCAGGUACAGAAAAGCAUGCAGCCUUGUUGUCAAAUCGCUAUUCUGGUGAAGACAGUGGAGCGACUCGGAUCCCUGUACAGGUGCAAUUGAUCAAAAUGGCUAAAAGAGACAGGAGCGCAUCAGGAAGUUCAGUGUUUUACAACUCAAUCACAAAUGCACAAGAAAUCAGGUCUGGAUACUUGCUCAAGUCUCCUCCUCAAAAGCGUUUGAAGUCAGAGUGGAAGAGGCGUUUCUUUGUGCUUUACAAGUCCCCAGAGAACAACUAUCAGCUCAGGUACUACAGGAAUGCAGAGGACCGGGUCAACCCGCUCGGAGCCAUAGACAUGACGCAAAUCUCACUGUUGUAUGCGAACCCUCAACAUCACCAGAAAUGGGAAUGGGUCCAGAGGAGUUUUAAAUGCUCCCCAUCGUGUGUGGUGUACCUCAGGGCAGGGAACCGGGACUACUUCCUCAUUGCGGAGAACAGCUCGGAGGCGGACGGCUGGUUCACUGACCUGUUUGAAGCCCUGAAAAAUCGUCCUCAUAAAUUUCUCAAAUCAGAGGAAAUCAGCAACGGGCAGCCAGUCAUUGAUACAAUUUCAAACCCUCUUCACCGGAGAAAGUUUUCUGCCCCAGAGCCCCAGGUGCCUUUUCUUAGAGAGAAAGAAGAAGAUGAGAAUGACGCCAGCAAAAUCUCUUUGCCAUCCUCAUUACUGAAGCUUAGGUCCUUUUCGGACCCUUCCUCCAAAGCUGCAGACGGGAACACUGAAGAACUGGUGGAAGAUAGUUCCAGGAGACCGACCUCUGAGCCUGUUAAUGACUAUGACUAUCCCAAGUCAAACCGAAAGAGAGCCAGUGUCCUGCGGGCAGGCAGCAUGGAGUCACUGUAUGAAUCAAUGAUAGAAUUUAAAAGCAUCCUGAACGUAUCUGAGCCAAACGAUUGUAAAGUUGAAGUGAUGGUCAACGGCACCCUGAUGAGGUCCAUCACUGACGUCUACACCAAAUACAAGGCAGAGGAAUCUCCAGCUCCCAUAUCAAAUGAGGCACCUGCUGAAAAUGGAGAGGACAAACGUCAGUCUUCGGAUUUCAGCACCAGCUCCAGUGGUGCCGUUUCACCUGAUAUAUUGGAGACGAAUUCGGAAAGACGAGGCUCCGAUCGGAGCCUUGACGGCGUCAUGGUAGACCUGAGGGAGUUCAUGGUGAAUCUGCAGGGUUUGAAGAACGAUCUCACACUCACAGAGGUGGAAGGAAAGCCGAGUGUGUCUGGCUGGACUGGACAGCCGCAGUCCGUCUGCCUCUUCCACAAGGAAGACCGAGUUGUGGCGAUAAAUGACCUCCAAACCGACAGCGUGGAGGACUUCUACAUGCUCAUCAGGAAGUCGAUGAAGGAUGAGGUGAAAGUGACCAUCCAGCGUCAGCGUGGAUGCCAGGCUCUGCAUUGGUCAGACUCUCCCUGCAGCGGCUGAGGCACAGACUGAUCACUGCGGACGACUUCAAAAUGAAGGAUCUCAUGUGUCACAUGUGUCAAACUCAAGGCCCGGGGGCCAAAUCCGGCCCGCCACAGCUUCUUAUGUGGCCCUCUAGACUGUAAAGUGACACAUGAUAGAACUGUGAAGAUAACAGUGGGCUUAAAUAUUAUUUUAUCAAUCAAUUCAAAGCUAUUUUUAUCUGUUUACUGUCAAAUUGCAUCAAUUAGUCCCUCCAGUUUUUUGUGAAAAAUCAACAAAUCCCUGCACUUUCUCGCGUUGAUGGAUAAUUGAGUUUAUUGCAGAUUUUCCACAGAAAUGGUGAAAAACAUUGGAUCUAAGUGACAGUUUACUCCCACCUGCAGGUGGCAGUAGAUUUUUGCUUUUACAGAUUCUUACCUAAUGUCGAGUUAUAAUCCAUAAUGAUACGACAAGUAAUAAAAUAUUUCUAAAUUACUACAAUUUCUACAAAAACAAUGGCAACACCCUGGAGGGACUAAAAAGAUGUUCACUACUAUUUAAUCUUAAGAAUUUAUUUAUAGUUUAACGGGUUUUAUCAGUACAUUCUGGCACAACCGGUCCUUUAAGAGCAUUCCUGAUCUUGGAAAAUGAGUUUGACGCCCCUGUAUAUGUUGUAUAUAAACAGAUCAACAUGUUUUUUAUUCCAUUUCCUUGCUGUUGGAGUUUAUGUCUGUUUAUGUCGCAACAGGUAAACGUCAUACAGAAAUAUACUUCAGUUUCUUUACGCAAGCUCCAGAGUAACAGAGGAUAACUUACGUUACGUCAGCCAUGCUUUCUUUGUUUGACGUCACAAUAAAUAUAAACAAUAAGAAGGAAAAAUCUCUUGUCAAUAUGGAAAGUCACAUUUUUUUCUGCUUGUUGUGGAUGCCAGUCAGAAUUGCUUGUACAGUGAAACUGCAAACAGGAUUUCCUCAUUUUUAAUUUCAACUAAAAGGGAGUCCCAGUAUAUAAUUGCUUUGCAUGCAUUAUAUUGCUCUUCUCUCCAGGGCUGAGGCAUCUUUCUAAGGAACCACCCAGUGGAAACGCUGUUCCCAGUAGCACAGACAGUUUGUAAGCAAACAGGUUUGCUAACCAACAAGAAGAUGUUGGUUAGCAAAGGUUGACACACUUUUGGUUUUAAAUGUGGCAUUAGUUACACCCUCUCAACAAUUAGCGGUGAUGUAAAGUGAAAAGUACAGAAAGAGAACAGUAUUACACGUCUUAAUCGUCGGUAAUAUGAAGACAAAAUCGUGUCAUGCCUUACAGUUAUGUGCCACGGUUUGUUUUAAAUAUAAAACAAAAAAAAUCACUUAGGCACUUUUUCCAAGAUCUAACUGAAUUGAGGGAACUUAGCUUUUUGCAUUUAGUCUAUCAUAGAGUUGGGUAGUAACUAGUUACAUUUACAUGAGUAACUUUUUUGAAAUAAAUGUACUUUUAGGACUAUAUUGUACUUUUUACUUUUACCUGAGUACUUGUAUUAUGAAAUAUUUCUACUCUUUUUAACCCCAAAAUUCACCAGACUCAGAACUGUGGUUUUUGUUAAAGUUUUGUAAGUUUUUUAUUGAAAGAAACUGAAUUGGAAAA